AUGUCUUUGGUCUUCAACUGCCUACGUUCCCUCGGUGUCCAUCGGCCGACCCAGCUACAUCACCGUCUACGCAGGGCCAAAGGUAGCUGGAACAGCAGCCAAAGUUGGGAAACACCAUGGAAACACCAAGUACCGCCCAAUGCCGACACGGGUUUGUCCAUGACCUCGGUCGAUAACCUUCUUAUUUCCCACAUGAUCCCUAAGAUUUGUAGCUACGAGUCUCUCUAUCUGUCUAUCAUGAUAUCAAGAAAAAACUCCCCCGUGGAACAUACCUCCGCAGGACACUUUAAUUCCACGGACCACCGAGGCACCUUCCCACCCUGGGCCAAGAGCUCGAGGCUCCCUUGCAAACUGGACAAGAAAAAGAAGUAUUGUGAGCUGGCGCUCCGAAAGGACACAGUUGUCGUCUUGAGCCUCCCUCAUAAACAGCUCGGUGACUACAAACUCGGCUACGAUACAUCAACGUUUCGUUUUACCCACGACCGACAGACCUUGCCCUGUGCCCCCACGGUCAAUUGGGCUAUUGGCGACCGCACAUUGAAAGAAAAGCAACGAUACCGGCUUUGA
Messenger RNA from Sodiomyces alkalinus F11, 567 nucleotides. RefSeq lists its product as hypothetical. Lineage: Eukaryota; Fungi; Ascomycota; Sordariomycetes; Glomerellales; Plectosphaerellaceae. The transcript has 7 exons. The record is from RefSeq and is a predicted model, not a curated record. The coding region runs from base 1 to 567 and encodes 188 amino acids.